Molecule: messenger RNA, 2286 nt
Organism: Paramacrobiotus metropolitanus
Lineage: Eukaryota; Metazoa; Tardigrada; Eutardigrada; Parachela; Macrobiotidae
Product: guanine nucleotide-binding protein subunit alpha-12-like
Exons: 4
Coding region: 896-1978 (360 amino acids)
Biological process (GO): Rho protein signal transduction; adenylate cyclase-modulating G protein-coupled receptor signaling pathway
Cellular component (GO): heterotrimeric G-protein complex
Molecular function (GO): guanyl nucleotide binding; GTPase activity; G-protein beta/gamma-subunit complex binding
Source: RefSeq, a predicted model, not a curated record
GUUUCUACACGGUCAGAUUUCUUAGAAAUUGACACUCUACUCAACAAUGCAGGAGUCCAUAGUGCAAGACACUACGACUUAGUCAUCCCAUUGCAGUGCUGUGGCUCUAUAUAGUGCGUAGAUGAUGUAUCGGUCAAUUUACAGAAUGAUAGAUUUUAGAUGCGUUUGUAAUACAAUGCGGUAUUCAUAAUUACAAGAUUGUAAACAUCGCAUUACGCAAACCUUAACGAGUCAUAUUUUUAACAAAUCAGACGUACAACCUGCAGUACUGUACAAGACUGCAAAACCGGCGAUGGGAGUGUCACUGAAGCGCGCUUCCAUUGUUCAGCAUACGUUCUCGUAUUAUUUUGUUAAAACUGUCACAGCCAGUGUGCGUGCUUUUUCCUUCAGCAAAUCUUAACGUAUGUGGACUUUCCUGGAAGAUGUGAGGUUGGUGGUCUUCGGCCACCUCUAAUUAUCUAGUGUGUAUCAUUGCAUCGAAUAUGUGGAUUGUGGAGCAGGUUGAAUGCCAUUUUCUGUGAUCAACGGGAAAUUUGAAACUGAUUGGUGUAUUUUUCGCAAUCAACCAACAGGCAAACGAAAACCUCAGUUGACUUUAUUUCAACAAUAUCGGUUCGGAUAAUUUUAUAUGGACGGAUUGAUGUGCUGCUCGGAUUAUUUGCAUAAUAUAACGAUGGUUGUCCUUAUAUUCCGUUGACAGUUAAAUCCGUCCACCGGCUUCAUCGUGCAGCCAAAAAUGUGGGAAUGCCAAGGAUUGUACUAAAGUAUUUCACGGCCAUGCUGCAAUGGUAAACAAAGUGGAUUAACUAUUUACACGUGGACUUAUCCUUAUUAAAUCUGUUGUAUUCACUGACUGAAAUCCGAUCGCUUUUUUUGCGACAAAAUCUCUCCAAAAAUGCCGUGUGAUUUUUUGUUAUCUUGCCUGAAUCUGGAAGACACCAAACAGCGUCAGAGUCGUAUUAUUGAUAAAGAACUUCACAAACAGAAACGCCAACUACGCCGGCAGAUGAAAAUUCUCUUAUUGGGCGCCGGUGAAUCCGGCAAAUCCACUUUUCUCAAGCAGAUUCGUAUUAUGCAUGGAGACAGUUUCAGUGAUUAUGCGAUACAGGAGUUUAUCCUGACUAUUCGACAGAACGUUAUUAUGGGCAUGAAAGUGCUGUUGGAUGCCCGCCGGAAACUGGGUAUUCCCUGGAAGGAUCCGCUGAAUGAGGCACCGUCUAAGAGGGUUUUCAACUGUGAUGUCCAGUUGGCGGUGGAACCGAAUAAUUUCUGCCAGAAUUUUGUUCCGGCCAUAUGCGCGCUAUGGGCAGAUUCCGCGGUGAAAUUAGCGUUUGAACGGCGCCGGGAAUAUCAGCUGGGAGAUUCCAUUAAGUACUUCCUGGUGGAGCUGCCCAGGAUCGGAUUACGUGACUAUAAACCCACGAAUCUGGAUAUUUUACACGCUCGCAAAGCGACCAAAGGCAUCACCGAGUACACAGUAGCCAUACAGAAUGUUCCGUUCCUCUUCGUUGACGUCGGUGGACAACGUUCGCAGCGUCAGAAAUGGUUCCAGUGCUUUGAAUCGGUUAAUGCUAUCCUCUUUCUGGCCGCUGCCAAUGAAUACGACCAAGUACUACUUGAAGAUCGGCAGACCAGCAGAAUAAUGGAAGCGUGUGCGAUAUUCGAAACCAUCGUCAACAAUCUGGUCUUUGUGGAGGUGGCUAUAAUACUGUUUCUGAAUAAGACCGAUCUGUUGGAGGAGAAAUAUCAGCGCUGUUUGAUCUCCGAUUUUUUACCGGAAUUCCUGGGUAAUCCGCGCGAUAUUAAGCAAGUAAAGGAUUUUUUGUUGGGCAUCUUCGAUCGAUGCCGGAAAGAUCGCAGUAAAAGCCUGUAUCAUCACUGGACCAGUGUUAUUGAUACUCAGCACACACACCAAAUCUUCUCCUACGUACGCGAUGAAAUUCGUCGGGAAAACCUACGCCAAAUUGGUUUAUAUUAGCUGAUUGCAAAAAUUUGUGCCGCUCUUUCUUUGUAAUGCUCACUUUUUACGCAAUCGAUCGUUGCAUAUUUGACCUUAUGUUUAUAUUUAUGAACUCAUGGUUCAGUGAAUUGAUGUGACUUACUUUUUUCUGUCCAGCAUUUGCGAUCCGUCCUUUUUUCGAAAAAGCAAAAUAUAUGCGUCGUUGACCGUUUAUGCAAUGUUUUGUUGUUUACCUAUAAAAAAUUUGCUCGAUAGUUUUUCCGUAUGCCAGUUCAGCACAGCAUUUGGUCGACACGAUAAUUAUGUAUGUUGCAAAAUCCGUAUCA